This is a messenger RNA of Ostrinia furnacalis (Asian corn borer), 426 nucleotides long. RefSeq lists its product as uncharacterized. The coding region runs from base 1 to 426 and encodes 141 amino acids. The record is from RefSeq and is a predicted model, not a curated record. NCBI's taxonomy places the organism in Eukaryota, Metazoa, Arthropoda, Insecta, Lepidoptera, Crambidae. The transcript is spliced from 2 exons.
AUGUAUUUUGGAAGAAUAACAGCGAUCCUCCUGAUCUGUCGCGUCGAGUCGCUGCUAGCUUGUUGGGGCGGCGGUAAACAGCCGGACGAUAAAAACCACACUAGGUAUAAUCCCAACGAUAAAAAGAUUUGGGGUGGCUGGGACCCACCCGGGGGGGCCAAGGGAGCAUGGAAGGAGUACUUGUUGACGCACCACCAGGCGCUCUAUGGGAAAGGAGCUCCUUACGACCCAGCUUUGCACGGACCUAAGCCGUACGGUAUAGGUAUACCUGGCUGGCCUCCCAACUGGAACGGUCUUGGAUACCCACUCACUGGUAUGGAGCCGCCGCCUUGGGCGUACGUGCCUAAGAAGAUAGGCAAGCCGUCGUUGUGCUACGAACCGCCAAAGCUCGGAAACUGUAAUCCUAAAAAAUUACUCACUCGGUGA